AUGGGUGGAGUUCAGAUAAAGAUUGAUCCUGACUGGAGCCAAACGUUUGCAUCGACAACGUCGUUAUUACCGAAAAAGAUCGAACCCAAGUUGGAAAUUGAGUUAAAAGAGGCAAAAGCGACUGGGCCCUAUUCGGUUUACGAAUUCGCAACAAAGGCCGCCUACGACGCGUGUGACCUGACGGAUGCGACGAAUGACGACGCAUGCCGCUCUGCUGCGCUGCCGACAGCCCCUCUUCCGAGCCGGCGCGUGGCGGCGAGCCGCGGCCAGUAUCGCUGGUGCGGUGGAGGCGGCAGCUUGCAUCGGCCGGCAGUGAGAGCGGCCAUCACGUCGAUGAGGGGGGGUUGUCGGCGACUCGUGUGGCUCGAGGCCUACGCUGCGCCGCCCAAGCCCUACUGCCGAUCCAGCGCCUGGCGUUUGGGGCGAGCCGCGGUCGUCGUCGCUGAUGGGAGGAUGUGGCCUUGA
Emiliania huxleyi CCMP1516 is the source of this 465-nucleotide messenger RNA. RefSeq lists its product as hypothetical. NCBI's taxonomy places the organism in Eukaryota, Haptophyta, Isochrysidales, Noelaerhabdaceae. The record is from RefSeq and is a predicted model, not a curated record. The coding region runs from base 1 to 465 and encodes 154 amino acids. The transcript is spliced from 2 exons.